AUGUCUCUCCCCGACUUCUCCUCCGCUACCAACCUCGGCAAGCUCGACGGCUUCCUCGCCGACAAGUCCUACGUUGACGGUCACUCGCCCUCGCAGGCCGACGUUGCCGUUCACGAGGCUCUCGGCAAGGCCCCUGACGCCGACAAGUACUCGCACGUCGCCCGCUGGUACGAGCACAUCUCCUCCUACGAGGCCGAGCACAAGGACCUGACCGGCGACAAGUCCAAGGCUGCCACCCUGCUCUCGUCCACCUUCGCUGCCCCCGCCGCUGCUGCCGCUGACGACGACGACGAUGUCGACCUGUUCGGCUCCGACGACGAGGUCGAUGAGGAGGCCGAGCGUAUCAAGGCCGAGCGUGUCGCCGAGUACAACAAGAAGAAGGCUGCCAAGGGUCCCGGUGCCGCCGCCAAGUCGCUCGUCACCCUCGACAUCAAGCCUUGGGAUGACGAGACCGACAUGAAGGAGCUCGAGGCUGCAGUCCGUGCCAUCGAGAUGGACGGCCUCGUUUGGGGUUCCUCCAAGCUCGUCGCCAUCGGCUACGGUGUCAGCAAGCUCCAGUGCUCCAUCGUCGUCGAGGACGCAAAGGUCUCGCUCGACGAGCUCCAGGAGCGCAUCGCCGACGAGUGCGAGGACUACGUCCAGUCCACCGACGUCGCCGCCAUGGCCAAGAUCUAA
Pseudozyma hubeiensis SY62 is the source of this 675-nucleotide messenger RNA. RefSeq lists its product as hypothetical. Gene Ontology annotation, cellular component: eukaryotic translation elongation factor 1 complex; cytosol. The coding region runs from base 1 to 675 and encodes 224 amino acids. Gene Ontology annotation, biological process: translational elongation. The record is from RefSeq and is a predicted model, not a curated record. Gene Ontology annotation, molecular function: guanyl-nucleotide exchange factor activity; translation elongation factor activity. The transcript has 2 exons. NCBI's taxonomy places the organism in Eukaryota, Fungi, Basidiomycota, Ustilaginomycetes, Ustilaginales, Ustilaginaceae.